AUGAGGUCGCCUUCCUACAGCUGCCACAACACCACCUCAGUAGAGAAGGGCCACUCGGCGACGAUGGGCGGGAUGCUCUUCAGCGCGGGCCUCCUGGGCAACCUGCUGGCCUUGGGGCUGCUGGCGCACUCAGGGCUGGGUUUCUGCCGGCAGCGCCCACCGCGCCCGCCGCCCUCGGUCUUCUACGUGCUGGUGUGCGGCCUGACAAUCUUCGAUUUGGUGGGCAAGUGUCUCCUGAGCCCCGUGGUCCUGGUUGCCUACGCGCAAAACCAGACCCUCUCGGGCUUGGCGCCCGCGCCCAACAACUGGCUGUGCCAAGCCUUCGCCUUCACCAUGUCUUACUUUGGGCUCGCCUCGACGCUCCAGCUCCUGGCCAUGGCGCUGGAGUGCUGGCUUUCCUUAGGACACCCCUUCUUCUACCAACGGCAUGUCACCCUGCGCCGGGGCUUGCUGGUGGCGCCGAUUGUGGGUGCCUUCUGCCUGGUUUUCUGCGCGCUCCCUUUCGCGGGCUUCGGGAAAUACGUGCAGUACUGUCCCGGCACCUGGUGCUUUAUCCAGAUGGUCCACGAGGAGGGCUCGCUCUCCGUGCUGUGCUACUCUGUGCUCUACUCCAGUCUCAUGGCGCUGCUGGUCCUCGCCAUCGUGCUGUGCAACCUGGGCGCCAUGCGCAACCUCUACGUGAUGCACCGGAGACUGCAACGCCACCCGCGCUGCUGUACCAGGGACCGCGCGGAGCCCGGGGCUGGAAAGAAGGAGGCGUCGUCGCAUCCCCUGGAGGAGCUGGACCACCUGCUGCUUUUGGCGCUCAUGACCGCGCUCUUCGCCUUGUGCUCCCUGCCUUUAAUUUAUCACGCGUACCACGGAGCAUUCUCAGCUGUCAGCUAUGCCUCUGAAGAACUGGACAGCCUCCAAGCCUUGCGUUUUCUGUCUGUGAUUUCAAUUGUGGACCCUUGGAUUUUCAUCAUUUUCAGGACUUCAGUAUUUCGGAUGUUUUUUCACAAGAUUUUCAUAAGACCUCUUAAGUGUAGAAACUGGCACAGUCAUUCCUGCCAAAGUAAUAUGGAAUCCAGUUUGUGA
This is a messenger RNA of Castor canadensis (American beaver), 1077 nucleotides long. It is a transcript of the gene Ptgdr, whose product is annotated as prostaglandin D2 receptor. NCBI's taxonomy places the organism in Eukaryota, Metazoa, Chordata, Mammalia, Rodentia, Castoridae. Gene Ontology annotation, biological process: inflammatory response; positive regulation of cytosolic calcium ion concentration; G protein-coupled receptor signaling pathway. The record is from RefSeq and is a predicted model, not a curated record. Gene Ontology annotation, molecular function: prostaglandin D receptor activity. Gene Ontology annotation, cellular component: plasma membrane.